Messenger RNA from Folsomia candida, 481 nucleotides. Its product is annotated as chromobox protein homolog 1. Gene Ontology annotation, molecular function: chromatin binding. The record is from RefSeq and is a predicted model, not a curated record. Gene Ontology annotation, cellular component: pericentric heterochromatin. The transcript has 4 exons. NCBI's taxonomy places the organism in Eukaryota, Metazoa, Arthropoda, Collembola, Entomobryomorpha, Isotomidae. The coding region runs from base 67 to 351 and encodes 94 amino acids. Gene Ontology annotation, biological process: chromatin organization; negative regulation of transcription by RNA polymerase II.
AACCAGGUGUGCGUGAAAAGAGUUGAAAAAUGGCUCGUGAAGAACUUGUCCAGGUUGAGCCGGUUGAUGUGGUCGUCAGACUCAGGAGUAGAAGACGAGGACCCUGUGAUGGACUCCGACUCGGAGACGAGCAGCGGGGACGAGAUUUCUGACGAGGGGGAGGAAUACGUUAUCGAGGCGAUUCUCGACAAGCGAAUUGUCCACGGCAAGCCGGAAUAUCUUUGCAAGUGGAAGGACUAUGGGGAGGAGGAUAACACUUGGGAGCCGGGGGAGAAUUUAGACUGCCCUGAACAGAUUGAAGCAUUCGAGGCUGCAGGAAAUCCAGCCGCGCCCAACGCCGGACCAGAGUAGAAUUUUGUUCCUUUUCCAAAAUUAUUUAUUUGAAAUUGACCAACUGAAAUCUUUGACUUGUUGAUUUCUUCCAUUUUGGGUUUUUGAUUGUUGCAAUGUUUAAAUAAAUUUUUGAUACGCGUUUAAUUAA